GAUUUCAACAUCCAUGAAAGUUGAACACUAUGUGCGGAUUGUUGGCGAACAUGCAAUGCGCGUCCACAUUCCAAAAAAUAUGGGAUAUUUGGGUGACAUUGCCAACCCACGGAGACUAGGCAGAUAAUCCGUCAGUUCCACAACCGACGCGGUAUGGUGAAGUGGUGUGGGAAGUUCUCAGUCAACAGGAGCAUUUCUGGCUCAAGCAGUCACUGCCUCGCCACGAUGUUGUUUGUAUAUCUCAUCCCCUGUCAUAUGUUUCAUUCCGCCGAAGGUAUUAUCGACCCACUCACCAUGUCGCGAAGUGAACAACUGUUAAGGAAAAUUGUAACUUAUAUCGACACAGAAUCCACUUUGUGCUAUCCUACAUUUCCUGCGAAAUUCACAAACCAAACAUUGCCUCUAAACAGUGAAGUGUCUGCAGAAAUGUUACAAAGAUUCCACCCAGUGUUGAGCGAAGUUUUCACUCCGCAAUCUCUCAUGUGGAAUUACGCUCAUGACGUGGAACGAGCCUCGCGAAUCGCACGGACGGUUAACCGGUUCUAUGCCGUUUCCGGCGGAUCAGUGCUCACUGAGUUACUAAAAGCUAUAUUACAAGCCGAAAAACCGUUGAUGCACAACCGCCUGGACACAUCUGAGGUGGCAACGACUAACAGAACCGAAUUGUCUAUUAAAACGAAUGGAAUAGCGCUACUGGGAAUGGGAGUAUGUGAGGGAGCUGGCCUUGUGGGUUACGUCACAAUCGUAGAGGACUUCACACAACCUACGAACGACCCUUGUUCUUCUCCCAUGGAAUCUGGUCAAGCCUCAUUCACCGUCUCCGACUCCACUGGUGGAAAGGUCUUUGGCCUGUGGAAACUCGACCACUGUGAAGUUGUCCCCUUUCGUCCAGCUCAUGUCAGACUGUUUGUACAAACAGGGAGCUUAAAAAUGUUCUUCGAACUGGAUCUGAGAAAAUUUGUGCUGGAUCAGUGUAAAUUGAACAUGCACAGAUGUGGUGCCAAUAAAAAGUGUGAAUAUAGACGCUACAGUGAUUGGGCUUUUGCAAUGGACAACUACAUUUGUGUCUGUACAGGCUCCUUUUACGUGGAUAACGAAGAAAAUGGUUUUCCAGCUCCCCUGAUGCUGGCCAAACUCCAAACCCCAACAGCAGACUACAUUUCCCCCCGAUUUCACUGCAGGCCGUGUCCGCCUGGCUGCGGCCGCUGCGGCUCGGAUUCCGUCUGCCAAGUUCAGUUGGACUUCAAUUUAUUGCGAGCAAUUUCACUGGGCCUCCAAAGCUUUUGUAUUACCAUCUGCUUAAUACUCGGCGUCGCCUUACUGCGACUGCGUCGAACGAGGGUAAUCAAGGCCGCAAAUUGGGUGCUGAUGGAGAUCCUUUUGAUCGGCGCCGUGCUGUUGUACCUUAUAGUAGUCGCCAUGUAUUUUCCCGCAAGUGACCUCACUUGUCUUCUCGUACCGUGGCUUCGUGAACUGGGAUUCUCCAUCAUGUAUGGUGUACUUAUUGUAAAAAUCUAUCGAGUUCUAUCCGCAUUUCAAUCUCGGAAGGCACAUCGAGUCCACGUUCGAAAUAAAGACAUUUUGAAGUUCCUCAGUAUUUUUAUUAUUACGACAUUCACCUAUAUGGUCGCGUGGACAGCGGUCAAUUUGGAUUACAUCAGUUCGGCGCCUUGGAAUCGUGACCCUAGUUCUAACACUCCGGUCAGCAUUGUUCAGCAAGGAUAUAUCAGUGUAUCUCGUACCCUCACAGACUCUUCGGUCGGAGCACAAAAUGCAAGUGGGACAGUGAAUCAGAGCGAAAUAGUCACCAGCGAAGUCUCAAAGCGUACUCGGAUGCAGCUGAUGCGGUUUGACGUAUGCCGAGCGAUGUCAUGGGAUGUUGUGGCGGAACUAGCUGAAUUUACCAUCUUGGCCGUUAGCAUUCACUACUGUCGCCUGGUUCGCACCGCGCCAUCUGAGUACAAUGAGACGCUUUACAUCACCAUCGCAUUGAUAAUCGAAUUGACAGUCUCCGGGAUUCUGAACAUUGUCCGCCAUGCCAUCUGGUACUCUGUGCAUCCGGACUACGUUUUUCUGCUCUAUUUCAUCCGUUCGCACACCACAAUAACUGUCAACCUGGCACUAAUAUUCGGACCAAAAGCCUGGUUUUUAUACCGUCCGCCGAAUACGAUAGCAAAUAUUGCGCGUUCCCGAGGACAGACCGCUGCUCCAUACUCCGCCGAUCCAAACCUGGCUUCCACAGGCAAACUGAACUUGGCGUUGAACGGUGACCUCGAUAUCGCGGACAUAAAUUUGGCCGAUAUGAAUCCAGAAGUGAUACGACGGGAACUAAAGCGAUUGUAUACGCAAAUCGAACUGUACAAAACAAAGGCGAUGCGCAAGGACAAUCCACACAUAAGCAAGCGUCGCGGCGGUCGAAAACAGAGAAGAUUUUCGCUUCAACCAUUUCACAAACGACAUCAUGGUCCAAGCGGGACGGGAAGUAUACCGAUGGCCACCACCGAUUCCACAUAUUGUUGGGCGCAAUACCGUAACAAGCAUGAGAACAUGGGCCCCGGUUCUGAGGUGUGUCCAAAACACGGAAGACAUGGAAGUUCUUUGUCCACUGCACCAGGCUCCAUCACACCAGGCGGUCACGCCGGAAAUUGCUAUGCCUACUCGAGUAUUGUGCAUGACGAGGAAGCGUCCAAGUUUUCCGAGGAGUCCACGAACAGCGGGGAUAAUCUCAGUCCACCGGCCAAAGUAAAUUCCCCGCAACAAGCGUUGUGCGUCAUGGUGCCCUACACAAACGCGGGACGCACAUCGCUGAGCACGACGGCCAAGUACAGUGUCACCGCUUCCGGGUCUCCGGAAUCCGAUUGUACGCUUCACGCACGAGGGAGCCGGCAGUGAAAACCGUUUCACAAAUCUGUUCACUCAGGACAACAAAUCGAUCGGCGACUUAGAGACAACUGGAGAAACACCCCGUGUGAACGGGAGAUUAUCGCAUACAUGGCAGCAUUGGUUCCCGUGCUUUAUGUGAUAGGGGAACGAACAUAUUCAAACGUAUUUAACCUUGUACAUGCCCCCGCAUCCUUCCACAACACACUCGAAGACCAAAACCGAGGAACUGCAUGGGUGGUCCUCCCUCACCAAUCGCGUCCGUGAUAACCCCUUAACAAUACCGUGAAGCCAGUUCUGAGGCUGAUAUUCGUCAAACUUUAAAUGUGCGAAUAGGCGCGGCUUACCCUUCCUAUAAUUUGCAAACCAGUUUCUCCCAGCAUCCGCUGUCCUGCGCCGCAGCCGAUAUACCAUUAUGUGCUCGUUUCAGUUAAAUUUCGGUAGAAAUUUUCAAAUGCAUUUGUUUCUUUCGAAUAUACAAUAAGGCCUGCG
Dicrocoelium dendriticum is the source of this 3372-nucleotide messenger RNA. The record is from the annotation of a GenBank genome assembly. Lineage: Eukaryota; Metazoa; Platyhelminthes; Trematoda; Plagiorchiida; Dicrocoeliidae.